This is a messenger RNA of Suillus bovinus, 399 nucleotides long. RefSeq lists its product as uncharacterized. The record is from RefSeq and is a predicted model, not a curated record. The coding region runs from base 1 to 399 and encodes 132 amino acids. The transcript has 4 exons. Lineage: Eukaryota; Fungi; Basidiomycota; Agaricomycetes; Boletales; Suillaceae.
AUGAUCAUCAGCACUUACUUUGUGAAUGUCCAGGACAAAACACUCGUGUUGGGGAUCCGCAAAGAUGGUGCGGUCGAGAUCGUCGAAGGCCAGACCUACGAAAAGGACAACCAGAAGCAGUUGUGGAACGCGCAUUAUACAAGUGAAGAGCCCCGUCAGUGCACGCUCCAGAACAGCGACAGUGGACAUUACUUGGGGGCAGACUCAAGCAUGAAACCCAUCAUGAACACCAAAGUGUAUUGGUGGAAUGUCAGCGAAGCAGGCAUAAACGUCGGAUUCCAAGUCCCCGGCGGACUUGGUAGCUAUACCGUGGAACUUGAAGAUGAUAAAUCAGUUGCGUGGCCCAUUGGCUGUGAUGCUGCACUGUUCCUGACGCUUGUUGCAGGUCAAACUCGCUAA